This is a messenger RNA of Hippocampus zosterae (dwarf seahorse), 3271 nucleotides long. RefSeq names its product potassium intermediate/small conductance calcium-activated channel, subfamily N, member 3 (gene kcnn3). The record is from RefSeq and is a predicted model, not a curated record. Gene Ontology annotation, molecular function: small conductance calcium-activated potassium channel activity; calmodulin binding. The coding region runs from base 707 to 3118 and encodes 803 amino acids. NCBI's taxonomy places the organism in Eukaryota, Metazoa, Chordata, Actinopteri, Syngnathiformes, Syngnathidae. Gene Ontology annotation, cellular component: neuron projection; neuronal cell body; plasma membrane. Gene Ontology annotation, biological process: potassium ion transmembrane transport. The transcript has 10 exons.
GAUCGUGGCCACCUGUUUCUGCCUCCAUCCAAUGGGAGCGAGCGGGGGUGGGGUGAGUUGAAGGGAGGGCAGGGAAGUUGCAGGAGAGGGUGAGAGACGCUCAUCCGCGUCCGCGCCGUGCGGCGAUUGAGUGGAAGCGCACGUAUUCAAUCACUUGGCUCGCGCCGACGUGCGCGCAUACAUUUUGAGGUGGUUUCUCUUGGUUGCGAGAGAGAGAGACAGAGAGAGAGAGAGACGCGCAAGCCACAGGUUGACUGACACAUCUCGCCACGGCUCGUCGUCCGUGAGCGACCGCCGUGUCCGACGGCGGCGACGUCGUCGUCGAAGUGGAUCCCCGCGGACGGCUCGCCCAGGAUGGGGAAGCACGCCGAGUGAAGCGCGUCGAACGAGGACGAGGAGGGCGGAGGAGAGAGGAGGAAAGGCGAGGGGGCGUUGGAGUGUCGGGACGCCGUGCGCAAAGCUCGAGAGGCGGCUUGGUGGACUUGUGGAGGAAGCCUCAUGCACGGAGGCGACCGCUGGGGAAGAGAGACGCAGAGACGAGACGCACGGAGAGAAAGCGAGAGGAUGAUGGCAUGGCUGUGACAACAUGAAAAAGAAAAAAAGUGGGGUGAUCUGUAUUCAUCCGACCAAGUGAUUCAACACAUCUGCUCUGGGGGAGUGGAAGAAAAGAGGUACCGGUAGAGGUACACGGCUCAGAGCUGUGACCAUGGAGCCUGGCCCCUCUCUGAGUCUGGCUCUCCUCGGAGGCAGCGAGGAAGAAGACCAGCGUUUCCUCCUCCCCCUUGCGGGCAUCUCGCACUCCGCGGCCCCCGGCGCCCAGGGUCCGGGAUCCAACCACUCCAAUCACACGACGCCAUCUAGCCUUGCCCGCCUCAAUGGCAGCAACCCGUCGCCAUCCCCCGCCGCCACGCCGUCGUCCCUGCCCAAGCUGUCGACGGUGGCCCCGCCGACCAUCCCGAAUGCCUUGCACCCCACCAACACCCCGCUCUCUUCCUGCUUGGGUUCACAGCACAGCCUAAGCGGGGACAACUCUCCGAUUUACAACACCCUUUUUUACACCUCCCACUCGCCCUCUAUGGAUCGCGACCGGGACCGGGAGCGCGGGUGCAAGCACAGGCAGGCCAGUCCCCUGGUCCACCGCAGGGACAGCAACCCGUUCACCGAAAUCGCCAUGAGCUCCUGCAAGUACACCGGCGGCGUCAUGAAGCCCCUGAGCCGCCUCAGCGCUUCCCGAAGGAACCUCAUCGAAUCGGACAGCAGCAGCGAAACCAAAGAGGCCGGGGUUUCCGCUGUUGCCGGGGCGAGCGCCACCGGGGGUCACGACCGGCAGCGGGAAGCCCCGCCUACCUCCUCGGUCACCCAGUCCUCCACGAGUCAAGCGCCCAUCCAUAGCCCCCCAGAGAUUGUCAUCUCAUCGAAAGAAGACUCGCCGUACCCCGGGGCAGGAUAUGACAUCAGCGACACCACCUCCAACCAGAUGUCCAUCUACCACCAGAACAACGCCCUGGUGGAGAGUCGCCGGGCGCAACCGGGGAGGGGCGCAAGUCAGGGUGGCUCCGGGACAGUGGGAUCCGGGGUCAGGACCGGCACCAAGGCCCCCAAACGAAAGAAUCAAAACAUUGGCUACAAACUCGGCCAUCGCAGGGCGCUUUUCGAAAAGAGGAAGCGACUGAGUGACUACGCUCUCAUCUUUGGCAUGUUCGGAAUCGUCGUUAUGGUGAUCGAGACGGAGCUGUCCUGGGGUGUCUACACCAAGAGCUCCAUGUAUUCUCUGGCCCUGAAGUGUCUGAUCAGCCUGUCUACAGUCAUCCUGCUGGGCCUCAUCAUCGCCUAUCACGCACGGGAGGUUCAGCUGUUUGUCAUCGACAACGGGGCGGACGACUGGCGCAUCGCCAUGACGAUGGAGAGGGUUCUGCUCAUCGCUCUGGAGCUGCUGGUGUCGGCCGUGCACCCGGUGCCCGGCGACUUCAAGUUCCAGUGGCGGGCGCGACUGGCCUUCUCGUACGCGCCGUCGCAGGCCGAGGCCGACCUGGACAUGGUGUUGAGCGUGCCCAUGUUCCUGCGCCUCUACCUCAUCGCCAGGGUCAUGCUCCUGCACAGCAAACUCUUCACCGACGCCUCGUCAAGGAGUAUAGGUGCACUCAAUAAGGUGCAUUUUAACACGCGGUUCGUCAUGAAAACGCUCAUGACCAUCUGCCCCGGGACGGUGCUGCUGGUCUUCAGCAUCUCGCUAUGGAUCAUCGCUGCCUGGACUGUACGAGUGUGUGAGAGGUACCACGAUGCACAGGAUGUGACCAGCAACUUCCUGGGAGCCAUGUGGCUGAUCUCCAUCACCUUCCUGUCCAUUGGCUACGGAGACAUGGUCCCUCAUACUUACUGUGGCAAAGGGGUGUGUUUGCUGACUGGAAUCAUGGGUGCCGGUUGCACGGCUUUGGUGGUUGCCGUGGUAGCCAGGAAGCUGGAGCUGACCAAGGCCGAGAAGCACGUCCACAACUUCAUGAUGGACACGCAGCUCACCAAGAGGAUAAAAAACGCGGCGGCCAACGUGCUGAGGGAGACCUGGCUCAUCUACAAGCACACCAAGCUGAUGAAGAAAAUCGACCACUCCAGAGUCCGCAAACACCAGCGGAAGUUCCUGCAGGCAAUUCACCAAUUACGCAGCGUGAAAAUGGAACAGAGGAAGCUCAGCGAUCAGGCCAACACGCUGGUGGACCUGUCAAAGAUGCAAAGCGUCAUGUACGAGCUCAUGUCGGAGCUCAACGACCGCAGUGAGGACCUGGAGCGCCAGAUGUUGUCCCUGGAGCAACGGGUGGAGCAGCUCACGGCCGGCUUCAACGCCUUACCGGCGCACCUUUCGGCCACCCUCGGCGCCCAGCACGCCGCCCUGGUGCACCUCCUCCGGGAGAGGGACUCCAGGGAUGGGAGGGAUGCAGGAUCAGGCGCUGUGGUGCCGCUCUCCCCUGCAGCUUCUCGAACCUCCACUCCAGCUACGGCCACACCAGUAUCAACGCCAGCUCUUCCUCCUCCUGCCCCCUCGCUGGCCCCCACAGUGCCCCCUUUGCCCGACCCAGAGGGGAGCUUGCUUACAAGUCCAAACGGCAACACCUCCACCUGCUGAAGAGAGCCCAGGAGAGGACAAACGCAGGGACGAGGGCCCCCGCAGAUGAAGCGAGCGAGAGUGGGCUCGCUGACAAAUGAGCCUCUCAAAUUGAUGAAGAUGGGACAACGGGGAGAAGUAAUGGAAGCGAGAGGGAGCGCCGGUGUGAGUGAU